UGAAAAUUAUACGAUUUCAACUAUUUCAAACGCAAUUGAAAACAUGUCCUUUUCCAAGGCUAAGCUUAAACGUUUCAACGAUGUAGAUACGGCCGCCUGCAGUUCUCCUGCCCGCCAUGUGUGCAGUGCUGAUGCAGGUGUUGGUACUCCUACGGCUGCGGCCAUCACCUCGGCUACAGCUCACCCUGAACGUAAGGAACAAAUCGAGAAAUUCUUCAAGGACGCAGUGCGCUUCGCCUCCAGCUCCAAGGAAGCCAAAGAGUUUGCAAUACCCAAAGAGGGUGGUGCUGUAAAGGAGGAUAAGAAAUCCAAAGGCUUGCGGCUAUUCCGUACACCUUCAUUGCCCCAUCGCUUGCGUUUUCGUCAGAAUUCCGAUUUGGCUGCAGCUGCUCUGAGCAAUAACAACAAUGCGGGUGGUUCCUCUACAGCCAGUUCUACACCAUUGCCAUCGGCAGCAACCACCCCCGUUAAGGACAUGCCAAAGUCAGCCAGUCGCCUUAAGGGCAAAGAGGCUUUACACCAGGAAAUUCGCCAUAAGAAUGAAUUGAUUGAGAAUUACAUGAGCCAAAUUGAUGUCCUGAAGCGCCAUGUGGAUCAGCUGAAGGAUACUGAGACAAAAAUGCGUGAAGAGCACGCCAAUGCCCAGCUGAAGACAGAGACCAUGAUACACGAAUUGACCACCGAAAACAAAUCUCUCAAAGAGGUGAAUGAUCAGCUUACGAUCGACAACUCUAAGUAUGUGGAGAAUAUUGCAAAACUGGAAUCUGAGAUACGUGACCUCAACGAGCAACAUGCUGCCCAGGUGGCUGAAUUGGCCAAGCUAAGUGAGAGUUUGAAGUCGAACAAUGAAUUCCUGGAGACUGAGGCCAAGACCCACUUGGAGUCCCAAACUCUUAUGCAAACCCAGAUCUCUAAAUUAGAGUCAGAGAUUCAAGAGGCCCAAAAUCGUUUGGCUGCCGAUGCUGAAAAGGCUCGUGAAAACUUUGAAAUCAUUGAGAAUCUUAAGAACAUUAAUGGUUCCCUCCGAGCUGAUGUAAACAACCUGCAGAAACAAAUUGAGCAGGACGCCCUCGCCUAUGCGCAAGAGAACAAGAUCAUACAGAACGAAAUGGAGUGCCUAAAAAAUGAACGCAACACUCUAAAGAAUGACCUGGCCAGCAAAUGUGAUCUUAUCAAAUCUCUGCAAGACGAGCUACUGGACAAAAACUGCGAAAUUGAUGCCCAUUGCGAUACCAUACGCCAAUUGUGCCGCGAGAAGGCCCAAUAUGUGGAGAAGGAGCGUCUCAUGAACUCAGCCGAAGAGAAGGUACGAAAUGCCGAGGCUCAAGCCGAACAGAAAGUUCAAAAGUUGGAAUCCGAUCUGGAGAAUGCCAUUGAGCGCGAGAAAGCCUAUUGGCGUAGUGAGUUGGAAAAGCGCCAAAAGAUGGCCGAAAAUGAGAUCAUUAAGAUCGAAUUGGAAAAACAAGAUGUUAUGAUCUUAUUGGAGAGUACCAAUGACAUGUUGCGUGAGCGGGAUGAGAAGAUCCAAAAAUAUGAAGACCAACUGCGCAACGGCAUUGACUACUAUGUCCAGUUGACCGAUAAUCUGCAGAAGCAAGUGGUUGACCUGAAGAAUGAUGUGGCCAAGACCAUUACCGAGAAAUACAACUAUCAGCUGACCUUAAACAAUACCAGGUCAACGGUAAACAUUCUCAUGGAUCGCCUCAAGAAAUCGGACGCUGAUGUUGAGCAGCUGAAGGCAGAACUCGAAUCGUUGCAGUUGGCCAAGGGGGCUUUGGAACAAAGCUAUCUCUCGCUACAAGCCGAGCUGGAGCAAGUACGAACUCAGCUGCAGGAGUCUGAAUCGGCCCUCACCACCUUGAAGGCUUCAUCGGAGUCGCUGCAAAAAGAGGAGCGCAUCGACGGCGAUGCUGCCAAAUACCUGGACAUGUACAACGAGCUCAAGAGCAAGGACGAAACCCGAGAGAUCUACAUGCAGGACAUGAAGAAAGCCCUCGACGAAUUUGCAACUGUCCUGCAAUUUGCCCAGCUAGAGUUGGACAACAAAGACACCAGCCUGCUCAAGGUGCGUGAAGAGUGCGAGCAACUGAAACUGGAGAACAUCACCCUCAAAUCGAAAGUCGAGGAGAGCUCUUCCAAAGUUGCCACACCAGCUAAAAAGAACAGCACCGACUUGGAGAAGAUCGAGGUUCUGUUAAACGAUUCUGAAUUGCGAGCAGAAUGCGAAAAGAUAGCCUCAUGGUUCCUCAACUCAAAUGAGAAGAAUGUACGCAGCGAUAGCUCGAGUGAAAUCAGUGAACUCCUGAAACCUACCACUCCCAACAACAAGGCGGCCACGCGUUCCUGCACCACCCCAGUACGUUCGUCGGGCGGCAAGGUAACCGCAGUUUCUACGGUGAACACCCCACGUACACCUCGAACUCCCAAAACUGCCUCCACACACACCCCCCGCACCACACCCAAAAAGACGGUCCUAUUUCCCGGCAAGGAAAACAUACCCAGUCCUCAGAAACAGGUGCUGAAAGCGCGAAAUGUGUAAAACCGGAGCCAAGAUGUGCGAGUCCAACCUCAUAUCUACUACCUGUGUGUAAUUAUUUUAAAUUUCUAGGCUAAAUCUUAGGUUAAGUUUAUUUUUGUAGAUUAAAAAAUAUUUUAACCCCACGACCUGAUAUAGCGUUUUUCGUAACAUUCCCAUGAGAAAUCUAUAGUUUUUAAUUUUUUUAUAAAAGCAUCACCUUUUUCCACUUUCGAAUGAUAAUAAAAAUCGGAUUAUCAAAUGUAAAAAUAAAAUCGAA
This is a messenger RNA of Stomoxys calcitrans (stable fly), 2795 nucleotides long. It is a transcript of the gene mira, whose product is annotated as putative leucine-rich repeat-containing protein DDB_G0290503. Lineage: Eukaryota; Metazoa; Arthropoda; Insecta; Diptera; Muscidae. Bases 44 to 2539 code for a protein of 831 amino acids. The transcript has 2 exons. The record is from RefSeq and is a predicted model, not a curated record.